Vigna angularis (adzuki bean) is the source of this 2981-nucleotide messenger RNA. Its product is annotated as probable receptor-like protein kinase At5g24010. NCBI's taxonomy places the organism in Eukaryota, Viridiplantae, Streptophyta, Magnoliopsida, Fabales, Fabaceae. The transcript has 2 exons. The coding region runs from base 339 to 2813 and encodes 824 amino acids. Gene Ontology annotation, biological process: protein autophosphorylation. The record is from RefSeq and is a predicted model, not a curated record. Gene Ontology annotation, cellular component: plasmodesma; plasma membrane. Gene Ontology annotation, molecular function: ATP binding; transmembrane receptor protein tyrosine kinase activity.
GAUUGAAGACGAUGCUACACUUUUGUCGUUUUUAUAGAUUUUUUUUCCAUGUAAAACUAUCUUUGCUUGUAACCUUUUAAAAGUAUCUCCUAUAAGUUACCAAAAGUAUUCAUUAACCUUUUGUUCCAACUGUUGCUUGUUUAACUCACCUGUAAACGUUUUCCACUCAUUAAAUUUUUCUUUUGCGCUACGAUGUCACAGCUAUGUUCACUACAGUUCUGUCCACACAUCACACUUCCCUUUUGCAUCCUCAAACUAGAUACUACUCAUGGCAUGUGUUUUCCUCCGCGUGACACACUCUUGAAGGAAUCGAAAGGCCAAAAUCAAAACUUUCUUCAAUGAACACCGUAUUCCUCAUACCCUCUAUCCUUCUCCUUCUCCUUCUCACACCCUUCUCACUUUCAUUCUCUCCCACAGAUAACUUCCUUCUCAGUUGUGGAUCACACAACAAUGCUUCCCUCUUCAACAGAGUCUUCACGGGCGAUUCCACCAACCCAGGUUCCAAUUUUCUCUCUUCAGGUGAUUCUGUUUCACUCGCAUAUCAAAAGCCACCUCAGAAUUUGCCCACUUUGUACCAUACAGCAAGAGUUUUCAGCAGCAGUGGGAGCUACAGGUUCAAUAUGAAGAAAAACGGCACCCACUUUGUUCGUUUUCAUUUCUCCCCCUUCAAGGCUCAAAGUUUUGAUCUAAAAUCAGCAAACUUUAGUGUCUUUGUUAAUGGGGCUUCGGUGCUGAGCAAUUUCCAGCCACCUAAUGAUGUGCUUCUCAAAGAGUUCAUUCUAAACAUAGAGUCAAACUUUCUUGAGAUUUUGUUUAGGCCUGUUGGUGACUCAGGUUUUGCCUUUGUCAAUGCUUUGGAGGUGUUUACUGCCCCUGCGGAUUUUGUCAUAGAUUUUGGAGGCAGGGCGGUUGGUCCUUCUGGGGUGGAAGAGUACCGAAACCUUUCAUCUAAGGUUUUGGAAACUGUUCAUAGGAUCAAUGUUGGGGGUUUGAAAAUAACUCCUUUCAAUGACACCCUUUGGAGGACUUGGAUUCCUGAUGAGGAUUAUUUGGUGUUUAAGGGUGCAGCAAAGCCUGCAGUGAGCACUCACAUACCAAAUUACCAGAAGGGAGGUGCAACUAGAGAGAUUGCACCUGAAAAUGUUUACAUGACUGCUCAGCAGAUGAAUAGGGAAAACUCAAGUUUGGCUUCUAGGUUCAACAUAACCUGGAACUUUCCUGUGUCUCCUGGUGGUGUUCCACACUUGGUUCGAUUGCAUUUCUGCGAUAUUGUUAGUCCUGCUCUCAACUUGCUCUACUUUGAUGUGUACAUAAAUGGGUACAUUGCAUACAAGGAUCUUGAUUUGUCAGCGCUUACCAUCCACGCGCUUGCAUCACCUGUCUAUGUGGAUUUUGUUACAAAUUCAGAUGACUCGGGUUUUGUUCAAGUGAGUGUUGGUCCUUCUGAGCUAAGCAGUUCCAUAAGGAUGAAUGCCAUAUUGAAUGGUGCAGAGAUAAUGGAGAUGCUCAAUGAUGUCAGUACUAAAGUUGUGCAUAGGAAGAAGAAUUUGUGGGUGUUGGUGGGUUCAGUUGUUGGAGGAAUUGUUGUCUUUUUUUUAGUUGUAACUGCUUUUCUACUUGGUACCAAAUGCAGGAACAAGAAACCAAAACCAAGGACAUUGGAAAGUGUUGGAUGGACACCUUUAAGCAUGUUUGGAGGGAGUUCCCUCAGUAGAAGCUCCGAGCCUGGUUCACAUGGACUUCUUGGCUUGAAGAUCCCUUUUGCUGAAAUAAAAUCAGCAACAAACAACUUCGAUAGAAAUUUGAUUAUAGGGUCUGGUGGGUUUGGUAUGGUCUACAAAGGAGUGUUCAGAGACAAUACGAAGGUUGCUGUCAAGAGAGGCAUGCCAGGGUCCAGACAAGGCCUUCCCGAGUUCCAAACUGAGAUAACUGUUUUGUCCAAAAUUCGCCAUCGCCACCUUGUUUCACUGGUUGGUUUCUGUGAAGAAAAUUCAGAAAUGAUACUUGUCUAUGAGUAUGUUGAAAAGGGUCCGCUGAAGAAGCAUUUAUAUGGCUCAUCACGACAAACACCUCUCUCUUGGAAGCAGCGUCUUGAAAUAUGCAUUGGUGCAGCCAGAGGUCUUCACUAUCUUCACACUGGCUUUGCUCAAGGAAUCAUCCACCGUGACAUUAAAUCAACCAACAUAUUGCUUGAUGAAGACUAUGUGGCCAAGGUUGCUGACUUUGGUCUUUCAAGGUCAGGACCGUGCAUCGAUGAAACACAUGUGAGUACUAAUGUGAAAGGUAGUUUUGGUUAUCUUGAUCCUGAGUAUUACCGGAGACAGCAGCUUACGGAUAAGUCAGAUGUUUAUUCAUUUGGUGUAGUGCUUUUUGAGGUUCUUUGUGGCAGACCUGCUGUUGAUCCACAAUUAGCUAGAGAACAGGUCAAUUUGGCAGAAUGGGCACUUGAGUGGCUGAAGAAAGGCAUGCUGGACAAAAUUGUUGACCCCCAUCUUGUUGGACAAAUCCAACAAGACUCCUUAAAAAAAUUUUGUGAAACUGCAGAGAAAUGUUUGUCUGAGUAUGGAGUUGAUAGACCAGCUAUGGGUGAUGUCUUAUGGAAUUUGGAGUAUGCACUUCAGCUCCAAGAAAGUGGACAACAAAGGGAGCCACAUGCCAACAGCAGUGCUAGUGAAGCUGCAAGUUUGACCAGUACAGUUAUUCCUGGAAAUCCUUCUACCAACACAAGAGCAGAGAGGGAUUAUGAUAAUUUUUCUUCUGAUGUUAGUACUAGCCAAGUGUUUUCCCAGCUAAUGAACAAUGAAGGUAGAUAGGUGUAUGGUGCAAAUAUAAGCAAGAGGUAUUAUAGCAGUACCCUAAGGUUGCAUACUUUUUUUUUCUGUCAAGUUUUCUUUUGAAAGAAAUUGCACCGAAACCAUGAUUAGCAUGAUUUAUUCAUGGAAGGCUCCUUAUAUAGCACUAGUUCAUUGAUACUUUCUUAC